CUGACACGCACAUAGGAAGUGAAUAUUUCGAUCAUCUUAAAAACUGUAUUGCCAUUUCUUAGUUUUUUCUUCAUUGACACUUCAACGUGAAUGGAAUGGAGAGCACAAUUAACCGUCAGAUACUCCACCUAUAUCUAUGGAAUUUCCAAACUACCAGACUACUGAUAUCGAUAGCUAUGUUAUACGGUGUGUGUGGUUUCACGUGGUUUGAGGCACAAAACGAAUGUCGUUUAGUCGGACAAACUCUUGGCUCAAGAUCUAACACAACCAAAACUUUCUGGACCAGUUCCAAUAAACGUCGAUCUUUCUGGAUUCACAAUCUCGGAUGCUGCAAAUACUCUGAUCUGGACCCUGCUCUGAGAGACGGUGCUGUCUUUGAUAUGGCUUAUUCUUCUGCUGGUCUAUGCCAAGAGCUUUGCAUGGAACAAAACAAAAAACCAUUUUUAUUUGGCAUUAAGGAUCAAAAGUGUGUUUGCUUUAAACGCAGCACACCAAUAUUACCUCCCCUGAACAGAUGCAAACAACAGUGUAUGGGAACCUGUACGUCUGGGAAUGGAUCAAAAUGUUCCCAAUAUCGCACAUAUUUAUCUGCAGUUGGAGGACAAAGGAAUGACAGAUUUCCCGCUACCUAUCCUGGCUGUAUUGUCAUACAGUGCACUGGUGAUACAAGCUAUAAAGUUCGACAUUGUGAUUCGAAUUUUGCAUCAGCUUGUAAAAUACAAGAUUCCAUCAAUGAAAUAUAUCAUUCACAUCGGUCAAAUAUCAACUCCAAAUACGCGCUGCUGCGAAAUUCUUUUAACUACUUUGGAAAACACGUUGAAUCUUUUUUCAAGAAUAUAUGUAAAUCAAGCAUUAAAAACAAUGAAGUACCAGUGUGGAUUGCAUUUUCAAGGGAGAAUUACAUUCGUUUUGAUAAAGGGGAAAUGUUAUCCGAUAUCGACAAACGAAACACCAUGGCCUGUCAGCUUUGUAAAGAUGGUUGUCGAUUUGAAGAUUGCGACACUGAUGUCCGAGAAAUAGUAUGUUCAAAGACUAUAUUGACUACCACGAAAACAGCUCUGAAGAUGACAGUCACAAAACCCAGCAUUUCCAACACCGCAGAUAUCUCAAAAACUUCAAAUGAAACAAGAGAAAUCAAAGUAAGGGAGACGACUGAAGAAGUGUCACGGCUUCCUCAUAAUUAUUCUGACCAAACAUUGUCCUACAUACUGGCGACAACGACAUCAACAAACAACGACAGAAAAUCGCUUUCAACUAUGUUUUCGGGUGUUCUUGCACUAUGCUUGGUAGUUGCAACAAGUUUGGUGUCCUUAGGAUUGACAGUUGUUUGCAGAAGAAGGAAACGAGCAUCAGCUAAAACUGAAAGAACAGAAAGACGCAAAGCACCAUCAACCGGACAAAUAAAGCCAAUCCCUACAAAGAAUUCAAAGAUGGACACAUUAGCCGAACUUAAAACCUCCGCAUAUGCAUUGGCAGAUAACAGUAGAUUUGAACAAAAUUGUGCCUAUGAAAAGGCUGACAACAGCAGAUUUGAAGAGUGUGUCUAUGACGUGGCAGACAACAGCAAGCUUAAAGAAGAAAGUCCCUAUUCUGAAGGGGGAGAAGGACACUAUGACCAUCUCAGGGACACGACUUCUAGAAGACAAAUAGAUGAAGAUACAUAUAACCAUAUCGCACCUGCAGGAUACGCCACCAUUUCCGAAUAUGAUGUAAUGCGAAAAAAGGAAAAUGACCAAUACCGUCAAUCACAAUUCCCGACUAACAGUCAUGCACAUGCUUAUAGCUGUGUCACCCUGGAGUUGUAUGACAAAAAAUGGAAAUAUUUAAAACCACAGAAAAGGCUUGGAUAAAGACAAUGAACGAAAAUAUCACUGUGACAGUCGCGAAAGGGGUGAAAAAUAUGGAGGAAAUUGCACAUUUCAAGACAAGAUACACUCCGGCAACAUAAUUAUGAACACUUUUGCUUGCAAUAAAAGUGCCCUUGAGAACAACAUUAUGGUAUGCUUGACUUGCACACAAAGAGUUGUACAUGUCAAAUAUAUGUAGGACAUUCCUAACUUAGAGUUACAAACUUCUAUAGUGUGACAGACAGACAGACAGAUUAGAGAUCGUAUAUAAAUUCAAUGAUCGUCGUAUAAUGCAAUGUUUAUUCUUUUUAUUAAAUUACAAUUAUGAAAUUGUU
This is a messenger RNA of Ostrea edulis (European flat oyster), 2182 nucleotides long. RefSeq lists its product as uncharacterized. The record is from RefSeq and is a predicted model, not a curated record. NCBI's taxonomy places the organism in Eukaryota, Metazoa, Mollusca, Bivalvia, Ostreida, Ostreidae. The coding region runs from base 96 to 1850 and encodes 584 amino acids. The transcript is spliced from 12 exons.